Messenger RNA from Phlebotomus argentipes, 7097 nucleotides. Its product is annotated as cadherin-87A. Lineage: Eukaryota; Metazoa; Arthropoda; Insecta; Diptera; Psychodidae. The record is from RefSeq and is a predicted model, not a curated record. Gene Ontology annotation, cellular component: plasma membrane. Gene Ontology annotation, biological process: homophilic cell-cell adhesion. The transcript has 15 exons. The coding region runs from base 450 to 6377 and encodes 1975 amino acids. Gene Ontology annotation, molecular function: calcium ion binding.
CUGGGUGAUCUUGUGGGAUUGAGAGCGCGUGCGUGAAGUGCUCGCAGAACGCAGAAUUGUACACAAACUGCACAGAGUGCACCGAAAAGAGUGUCAUUGAGUCAUUAUGUGUCACUUCCGUGUGGAUUAGCAGUGCAAUUCGGCGCGAAAUAAUGCAUUUCUGCUGAUAAGUGACGGUUUUUUGGCGCUUCACGUCUUCUGUCCACGUAAAUUGUUCUCUCAUUCACCUGGGAAUGUGUGCUUCAACUGCACCACUUAACGCCACAGCUCUCAACUUGUGCGGAUUUACAGUGCAAUUGAGUGUAUUGAAUAAUCCCCUAAACUAAUUACUCCACAUUAAAUCCCACUGUGAAAUACUCUGUGAUUGCCCUCUUUUUUGCGCUGUCCUGCACAGAGAGUGUCCGGGAAGAGCAGCUGGAUAAUUCGGUAUCACUUCCAUCACAUCCACGAUGCUGCCAAGGUGGAUUUCUCUCUGGAUCUUCGUGUGGACUUUAACUCUCCACGGAGGUGAAUGCAAUCUUCCACCUGUUUUCACCCAGGAUAUGAAUAAUCUCGCCCUGUCAGAAUCCACUCCUGUGGGAGCGAGUGUGUACCGAUUGGAGGGCUACGAUCCGGAGGGCGAAGAGAUAUCCUUUGGCAUAGUCGGAUCAGAUAAUUUCAUGGUGAAUCCGACAACAGGAGAAGUGGAAAUCGUUAAAGCACUGGACCGUGAGGAUCAGGACACACUCCACUUCCUCGUCACCAUCAAGGAUAAAGUGAACAGUACAUGGGAAUCUCAGAAUGAUAAUCGUGUCGAGGUGCCAAUCAGUGUUAUUGUUCUCGAUGAGAAUGACAAUGCGCCGGAAUUUCAGAAUGUGCCAUAUGAAACGGAAGUGCUGGAGGAUGCGGAAAUUGGCACAACGGUUUUCGACAAGAUCCACGUUACGGAUCGGGACAUUGUGGGUGAGAAUCUGGACAUUACGUGCGUGCCCAACAGCCAGAAUCCCGACGCGUGUUCUGUUUUCACUUUGAAAGUUCUCCAGAGCGAGCAAGAUAUUCUUAGGGCAGCUGUGGUGCUUGCGGGCAAACUAGACUAUAAUGAACGGAUGAUUUAUCAGAUUGAGCUCAAAGCUACGGAUGAUGUUCACGUUUCAACAGCCAGUUUAGAGAUCAGAGUGAAAGAUGUGCAGAACGCUCCGCCCGUAUUUCAAGGCUCAUUGGCGUCGGUAAUCAAUGAGGACAGUCCCAUCGGGACCCUUGUGAUGACCAUUCAAGCGAGAGAUGGCGACCGAGGACAACCCAGGAAGAUACUCUACGAAUUAGUCUCGAAUCCAAUGGAUUACUUCCUGCUUGACUCCAAGACUGGCGAACUGAGGACUGCCAAGCCGCUGGACAAAGAAGCCCUCCCGGAUGCUACGGGUCUCGUUUCGUUGACUGUGAGGGCCCGGGAGUUGGUCGACGGGAUGCCAGGCAAUGACGCUCUCACUAUGGCCACAACUCAGGCGUCCGUCACGAUUCGGGAUGUGAAUGAUUCUCCGCCCACCUUCAAUCAGAAGGAGUAUUUCGUUUCGUUGAAUGAAAACACAGCGCCAGGAACUCCCUUGCCACUGGAGAUGAGCGUCUCUGAUCCAGACGUGGGGCAGAACUCGAUAUUCUCCCUGAGAUUGAAUGAUGUGUCGGGAGUGUUUGAUGUGGAGCCAAAGAGAGUGGUGGGCUCAUCUCAAGUGAGCGUGCGAGUGGCCAACGGCACUCUCGACUAUGAGAACCCCAACCAGAGGAAAUUCAUUGUGCUGAUAAUCGCCGAGGAGACAGACACCGAGCACAAGCUCUCCUCCACGGCCACCCUCACCGUCUCCGUGACGGACGCCAACGACAAUCGACCCACUUUCGAGCACGACUCGUAUUCCGCCAGUGUGUCAGAGACCGCCCACGCUGGUCAGCUGAUUACCACGAUAACUGCGAAGGAUCUGGACUCGGGCGACUUCGGCGACAGGGGUAUCAGGUACUCUCUGUCCGGCACGGGCGCCGAGCUCUUCCACGUGGACCCCAUCACUGGAGCCAUCACUGUGGCUGAGUGCCGCGCGACAGCCAGACGCAAGCGAGACAUGCCAAUGAGCGCCUCUGAGGAGGCGGAUCUGCUGAACGACGCCAAGAAUGUCAACAUCACUUAUGUGGGCCAAACGGGCGUGCUGCCAGUGGAGAUGUCUCGCACAGAGUCUUCCAAGGACUAUGUUCCUUACCAAGUGAGCGAAAACGACUAUGACUUGCUCAAUUCCGCCAGUGGUGAGCAUCACAACAACAUUCUGGACUCCAGAGAGUCAUUUGAAACCACGACGACGGACUUCACAACCGAGUUUACAACGCAAAUGCCACCGGAAAUGCCUAAAGACACGAGCUCGGGGCCAGGAAAAGCCCCUUGCUUGGAUUAUGAGACUCAUCCUGUUUACUAUCUCUCUUAUAAGGCGAUUGACGACUUGGGACGAGGUCAGACUUCUGUGGUUUCGCUUAGAAUCUCUCUGAUAGACGCUAAUGACUCACCACCAGUUUGUGAGAGUCCAAUUUAUAGAGCAUCUCUCGACGAGGGUGCAACUUUCUUUGACCCUCCGCUAUUCGUCAAGGCUCGGGAUCCUGACGCAAUGUCUGACAUCGCUUACAGAAUCAUAGGUUCUGAAGCCAUACAAUCACUUUUCCUGAUCGAUAAGCGCUCGGGUCAGCUAAGCAUUGCAAAGAACGUGACGUUGGAUGUGAACCACAUCCAUUCUGAGAAUGUUCGAUUCCCGGUUGAGGCGAGCGAUGGUCUGUUCACGACCCUUUGCGAUGUUAACAUUACAAUCAGAGAUGUUAACAAUCACGCUCCUCAAUUCACGAGAGACAAUUAUGUGGUGACAAUUGCUGAAAACUCGCCAAUUGGGUCAAUUGUUGAGCGAGUGAUGGCUGAGGAUUUGGAUACAGGGAUCAACGCAGAAAUCCGCUAUCGGCUACAAUCGGGCAGUUUUGAUGACUUCGCCAUUGAUAACCGAACGGGAGUGAUUUCUAUAGCGCGCAAGCUGGACUUUGACCGUCGAAACACAUAUCAAAUGGAAGUUGUUGCUGCGGAUUUGGGUACUCCCAGUCUCUCAGGCUCCUGCACAGUGACUGUGAGUAUUCUGAACAGCAACGACAAGGCGCCCUACUUCACGCCAGCCACACAGAGGGCAGAAAUCGCUGAGGACGCGGCUGUUGGGACUAUCGUGCACACUCUCGUGGCAAUCGAUCCCGACAUUGUGAGCCGAGAGGCGCUGGAUUACGCUGCCACAGAGCCCAUCACGGCUGUGGACAAGGACGGCAAGGAGGUGGUGACGGGCAGUGACGAGUUUAAGGACGUCUUCAGCGUGGACAAGCAUGGGAAUGUGCGGGUGAAUAAGCUGCUGGACAGGGAUCUAUUCGCGGUGAUUCGCAUCACCGUCCUGGUGACGGAUACCACUGCCCCAUCAAUUCAGCAGGGCCGAGGACUCCUCGUCAUCACCAUUAUCGAUGUCAACGAAAUGCCGCCGGUCUUUGCCGCCCCUUGGUCACCGACAGAGCCGAAGUACACGUUCCAAAUGAGGGAGGAACAGCCCGUGGGUGCCAUUCUGACCACCCUUCAGGCCACAGACGCGGACUCAACAGUUGGCAAAUACCAAUUGGAGCAUGGAAAUGAUUUCUUUGACAUAGACGAAAUCACUGGAAUAAUACGCACAAAGGCUCGUAUUGAUUACGAGAGUAUCAAAAGUAUCCACUUCAACGCUACAGUAACAGAUACAGGAAUUCCUCAACUCACCUCCACCGCCAUGAUCACAGUAGACGUGAUAAAUGAGAAUGACAAUGAUCCGGAGUUCAAUGAGACGGAGUAUCGCUUCGAAGUGCCUGAGAAUUCUCCACGGGGCACAAUUAUUGGGCGCUUGGAAGCUUCAGAUGCUGACGAUGGAGCCUUCGGAGAGGUUGUCUACAGCUUGGUUGGAGAGCAGAGCUCUCUGUUCAGUAUUGAUCCGGACACAGGAGUGAUUGUGGUGCAGGACUCUUCGGGAUUGGAUCGCGAGCGCGAGCCUGAGAUCUCAAUUACCGCUGUGGCGAUGGACAAGGCGCCCUCGCCAACCAGGCGUUCGACAGCCAUUCCAGUGCACAUUCGAGUGAAGGAUGUGAACGACAAUGCGCCAGUUUUCACGCAAAACAAGUAUCAAGCCACGGUGGCUGAGAAUGCCGCCCUGAAUCCGCCGGCUGCCAUCCUCCAAGUCACAGCCACGGAUCCUGACGAGGCGGAUUCCGGCACAGUCAAGUAUUUUAUCUUGUCCGGGAACGACGCUGGUAUGUUCAGACUGGACGCCAGCACAGGUAUUCUCUACCCAGCCAUUGAGUUGAGCCAUAAGAAAGGUCACUAUCAGCUUCUGGUUGAGGCUCGAGACGGCAAGGGAACUGGGCCGUAUUCAGACACCGCGGAAAUCGCCAUUGAAGUGAGCAGUGUCAAUCAGCAUCGCCCGGUGUUCAUCAUGCCAGCUCUGAACAAAGCCCUCAUAGAGAUUCCAUUCAAUGUCGUGGAGCCUGAGUAUCUCGUGAUGACAGUGAAAGCGACGGACGAGGACAGCGGUCUGGAUGGGAAGGUGACAUAUCAUCUUCAGGUGAACAACGACAAUAUUCAGGAGACUGAUGAGUUCGCCAUUGACGAACUGUCUGGGGAAUUGAGAACCAGAAAGCAAUUGGAGCGGAAGAAACAGUCCAAAUACGAAUUGAUUCUCGUAGCCAGAGACCGUGGCCGACCGAAGCGCUUCGAGACACUCAGAUUCCUCACCAUUCUCCUAGUGGACAUCAAUGAGAAUCGCCCAGAAUUCCCAGACGCCUCCAAUCCGUAUAAAUUCCAAAUCUCCGAGAACCGCGAAAGAGACGUGCGAAUCGGGAAGAUUCAGGCAAUGCUCCAGGAUCGCAGUCACGAUGAUCCGCCCACGAUUUACUAUUACAUUAUGCUGGGCAACGAAGAGGGCGCAUUCUACAUCGACAAGACCAGCGGAGAUGUCUUCACGAAUAAAUCCCUCGACCGAGAGACCACAGACAAGUACAUGCUGUUCAUUUUGGCCAGCAAGAAGCCUGACAUGGUAAUCACGGACGACGACCGAGCGGCAUAUUCUGUGAAGGCAUUGGAGAGGGACAGCACAGUGGCCAAAGUGGAGAUCAAAGUGCUGGACAUCAACGAUAAUCCGCCCGUAUUUGCACCAGAAAUUUACUACGCGGGCAUCAGCUCAAAAGCCUCAAUCAACGAAUUGGUCACACUGCUCAACAUCACAGACAACGACAAGGAGGAAAAUGCGACAAUGGAAUUGAUAAUUGCCUCAUCAAAUCUGUAUAAGUUCGGUUCCAGCAAGUCCACUGGCUCUAUUGUGCCCAGUCCAUUCGCUAUUUCCAAGGAUGGACGUCUCACGACAGCCACUUUCAUGGCGGAAUACAAUCAGGACAGAUUCAUAUUGGAGAUUAUCGCAAAGGAACAGGAGCCGCCGGAGCGGACGGCCAAAGCCACAGUUCACGUGUGGAUCUUCAACCCAGAGCAACUCAUAAGAGUGAUUCUGUCGCGUCCGCCGUCGGAGGUGAAUCAGGAGCAGAAUGAGAUCAUCCAGGAGCUGUCUAACGCCACACAGAAGAGAAUAAUUGUGGACGACAUCCGAUACCAUGUGGACGGCAUGGGUAGGAUUCGCAUGGAUUGGUGCGACCUGUACUUCCACGCCGUGGAUCCCGAGAACAAGGCGAUCGUUCCCGUCGAAGAGGUGCUGAAGGUCGUGGACGCGCACUACGACUUCCUCAAAGACUACUACGCGGGUUUCGCCAUUGAGAACGUCGUGCCUGCCCACGCGACGUACGUCCAGGAGGAAUUCGACCUGGCCCUGGCGGCCCUCAUCGCCCUCCUGAUCAUCCUCUUCGUGGGCGCCGUGAGCUUCAUCGUGCUGUGCUGCUGCCUCAAGCACUGGGUCAUCUCAAUUCCCAGCGAGACGCGCCGCAAAGACGCCCUCAUCAAGAAACAGAUCAUCGAGGAUCUCAACACCACGGAGAAUCCCCUCUGGAUUGAACAAAAGCUGAAGUUGUACGAAGAGCAGGAGUUAACAAUGCAAGUCUUCUCCGAGCCUGAAAUGAUGAGCAUGAACAAUUCGUCGAGUCAGCAGGAUGGAUUGCCGCUGACACUCAACCGGCGCGACUCGUACGAGACUUCGCAGGGCGGCGGAGACAACACGUAUGCCACAAUCCAGCCCAGGAACAUCAGCUCGCAGGUCGGCGAUGGCCUGGCGGACUACGCCACUCUCCGGAACCCGAGCGGAGUUCCUUCUAUCUACGAAUUUACGGGGUCAACAUUCCAAGUUCCUCAGCGAGAUCGUUCGGAUUUCGUCACAGAACUGAUUUGACACUACUAAAUCAACGCUGCAGAGUCACUGGGCAGAAGUGUAAUUGUAGUAAACUUAUCCAUUAAGUUGUCCGAAACUGGAAUUUUUAUAUCAGCGACAAUAAAUUAAGAGAAUUCAUUUAUUUAUUGAAUGUUAAGAAAAGAUAAAAUAUACUUGCGAGAAUGAGCAUGAAUGAAUUGUGCGUAAAAAGUCCUUUAUAUGACUGAUAGUAGGUAAAUUAUUUUUAUAUAACACAAACAGAAGAAAUGAUAAGUGCGCUCAGUAUCGCAUUAAUAAUGAUGAAAAGUCUUUUAACGUGGUAAAAUUGUAGUAAUUAAUUGCGUCACAUUUUUGACUAACAUUGUAUUGUGAAUGAAGAAAAAUUUAUUCUCAUGUUGCAGAAGAGAGAAGAUAUGUUAAAUAGUGUUACUGGACUCGAGAGAAGCGUGGAAGAGGCCGCAAAAGUGCAUAAAGAAAAAUACUCUCCGUGUAAUUCUCGGUAUAUUUAAUAAAUCUUUUUAUUUACCUUAAUUCAUGUCUUCUCCACUUUCUUUCACUUCCAUUUCCUAAAGUUAUCUUUUGUAUUUUCAGACAAUUUUUCCGACGCAUUAUUGUGACUUUAUCAUUUCUCUAACAUUACAUGUGUUUUCGCACUUUUCUUCUCUCUAUCAGUUAAGAAUUUAAACUAUAAAAGUGUUGGAAGUUGAUUGUGCAACAAAUAAAUAUUACUCUCGAUAUUAA